AUGUCGGGUCUCGAGGCUCUGGGCUUGGCAUGCAACAUCUUCCAAGUCAUCAGCUUCGGACGUGAGACGGCCAGCCUGGUCAAACGCGUGUACCGAGAUGGCUCCGUCGACGAUGCCCUCGAGGCGAACGCAAAAGACCUCGCACAACUUGCGUCGCAUGUCCAGACUCUGGAGGUUCCAAAGACCCCUAGCAAGCAAGAACAUCAGUUGCUCGAAAUUGCCAAAAAGUGCCAGGCUGUUGCGCGAGACUUGACAGAAGAGAUUGCUUUCAUUGUCGGUCACAAGAAGAAGGGGAGCCUUGCCGCCACUAUCAAAGUGGCCGCUAAGGCCAACUGGCGAAAACGGCGCCUUGAUACUAUGGAGAGGAAACUGAAUGAUGCCGAGAGGCUGAUGCAGAGUGGGCUUCUGGGCCGAAUCUGCCAUAAGACCGACGCCAUGCACCUUGACCUGAAGUCACUCGAUAUCAACCUGCAACAUUUCCUACAGCAAUAUCAACAAGGCCACAGAGAUGCAUCUGAACUGAUCUCCACGGAGAUGUUUAGGACACGCGACCACGUUACAGUUGAGUCACAGAAGGCCACAGCGAAGAUUCAGUCAAUGGUAGAUCAACAGUCUGCGCAGUUUGGUCGAAUCAUCCGGGACUCGAACCAGAAAGUCUCAACUACAAUGGCAGCUCUGAGCCUCGAUAGAGACCGAGAAGCUAAGCGUGAACGUUUUCUUGCAAGCUUCAAAUUCCCAGGAAUGAACGAGCGCCGAAACCAAGUCAACGAAUCAUGCAAAGGCACCUUUCAGUGGAUUUUUGCAGACGAUAUGGGAUUUCUCGGAGAGUCAGAUGACGAAUCUGAUCAAACAGAUACAGAAAGCGAAGACUACGAAACCAGUACAGAUUCUCAAGAUGGCGCAUCUGACUGGACAGAUGACUCGGCCGAGCAGAGCAGUACUACAGACGAAGACGCCGGCAUUCGCUGGGACUCUUUCAUCGACUGGCUAAAGUCCGGCAGCCCAGUCUUCUGGUGUAGCGGCAAACCUGGCUCGGGAAAGUCUACGCUGAUGAGAUACAUCAUAUCCGACCGGCGAACUAGAAGCGCACUUGAAGUGUGGAGUCCUAGCGCGCUUCUGGUCUCACAUUUCUUCUGGCGCCCGGGAAGUCUCAUGCAACAGAGUAUCAGAGGAAUGUUUUGCUCGCUGCUGCAUCAGCUCCUGGCCGGAGACUUGUCUGCUCUUGACCGUUCUAUUUCCGACUGCUCAUCUGCUGGGCAAAGAGACUCGGACACAGACUGGUCGACCAGGGAACUUCGAGAGCUCUGCUUCGACACAAUCAAGCGGUGCAACCGACCCAUCUGCUUAUUUCUGGAUGGUCUAGAUGAAGUGAGCCCUGAAGAUGGUGUAGUGCGGCUGAUAGAGGACAUAUAUGCUUUGAGCGCCAUCCCAAACGUCAAAAUCUGCGUUUCAAGUCGACCCGAGUAUCUCAUCGAGAAGUACUUUGGCCAUGGCUCCUAUCCUUCCAUCCGUUUGCAAGACCUCACGAACAUGGAUCUACGAACAUACGCCGAGAGCCACAACAAGUUCCCGCCUGGAUUCAAGAUACGGGAUCAAUGGGGACAGACAAGCGACCCGAUAGACAUAAUUGUCAACAAGGCUGAAGGCGUGUUCCUUUGGCUCUGCUUGGCAAUCCAAAGUCUAAAUCGGGGAUUAGAGCACGAUAACAACUCAGAUGAUAUGGAGCAAAGAAUACAGAGCUUGCCUGCCAGUCUAAGCGAUCUGUACAAAGACAUGUGGAAAAGGUUGAACGACGACCAGCCACUCUAUCGUCAGAGAGCUGCCCUUUAUUUCGGCCUAGUCAUUGCCAAAGAGGGAUUAGUCAAGUCAAAUGACGGGCUUCCCUUCGAAAGCGGCCUCAAUGUGUUUGAUAUGAUGCUGCUAGCGAAUUCGAUGGCAGACCAUGUUCUCGACCAACAUGGUCAAAUGGUGAAGCCCGAUAUCCUACUCACGGCUUGUCGCAAGGCUCAAAGCGAGGUCCUCAUUCGGUGUGCUGGACUGCUAGAACUAUCGAAAUCAGGCGAUUCAGUCGCAAUCUAUGACGCGCUAGGUAUCAGCUUGGCCCCGGAAUCCGAGAACCUUUUGAAGCUUUUGGGCGGCACUUGCAGAGCUCAUUGUGAGCACGAGGCUCGCGCUAUUUGCUUUGAAAAGCAUGGCAGUGAUAGGGAUCAACCCGAUGUCUAUGUGGAUAUUAGUCCGGAAGAUUCGGAAUACUUUUGCAAGCAUAGUAUCAAACGCUUGCUCUCAGACCCAUUAAGAUCGAUGAGUAACAGGGUAGGAGGCAGUUCAAAACUCGAAGGCUUUGGGAAGAUGAUUGAAGAUGUUGUUGGAAGGAGUGUGUUGACCAAGAAGAAGAUCCAAGACCACCUCAUAGACCUGGGACUUGGGGAACGGGUGGUGUACGUCGAUGAUGAUGGAGUGCGGUAUCCCCGCGAUGUUGCGAAAACAAUGGCACCCGAAUGGAUGCCUUUGUUGUUCGACGAUAGAGGCGACAUUUAG
Messenger RNA from Colletotrichum orchidophilum, 2538 nucleotides. RefSeq lists its product as uncharacterized. Bases 1 to 2538 code for a protein of 845 amino acids. The transcript has 3 exons. NCBI's taxonomy places the organism in Eukaryota, Fungi, Ascomycota, Sordariomycetes, Glomerellales, Glomerellaceae. The record is from RefSeq and is a predicted model, not a curated record.